This is a messenger RNA of Rubroshorea leprosula, 1300 nucleotides long. NCBI's taxonomy places the organism in Eukaryota, Viridiplantae, Streptophyta, Magnoliopsida, Malvales, Dipterocarpaceae. The record is from the annotation of a GenBank genome assembly.
ACGCAGCUUCUAGUUCUUUCCUCACCUGUUCUGGUUUUCUCUUUCUGCUUCUUUUUCCACGCUCUCCUUUGUUUCUUAUGACUUUUCCUUUCCUCUUUCUUAAAUCACUAUAGAUUCCAAAACCAGGAACCUUCUGGAAUCACCAACCAAGUUCCUCAUAAAACUCACACCGUCAUUGUACCUACUUCCUUUUCCCAAGUAAAAAUAUCUUCAUCAAUUCCGUCGGUUUAGUUUAUGGCUCCGCCGCCGGGAAAGCAGAACGAGGAGAUGCCGACAGGAGAGUCUCAGAGGCCUUUACCUACGCCGUUCUUGACUAAGACGUAUCAACUCGUCGACGAUUCCACAAUAGAUGACGUAAUUUCAUGGAAUAACGACGGAUCUACUUUCGUCGUUUGGAAUCCGACGGUGUUCGCUAGUGAUUUACUCCCAAAAUAUUUCAAGCACAAUAAUUUCUCCAGCUUCGUCCGUCAACUCAAUACUUAUGGAUUUAGGAAAGUAGCACCUGAGCGCUGGGAAUUUUCAAACGAGUUUUUUCGGAGAGGCGAGAAGCGGCUUUUAUGCAAAAUUCAGCGGCGGAAAGUUUCUACUGCAACGGCGAUUACGGCAUCUCAGUCGGUGACUGUGGCGGCUAUAUCGAUUACUAAACCGAUUACAUCUCCAUCGAAUUCGGGAGAAGAGCAGGUUGUUUCAUCGAGUUCAUUGUCGUCGCGGCAUGGACAAGCGGGAGCCUCACUGGCAGAUCUUAUUGAAGAAAACGAGAGAUUGAGGAAAGAAAACAUGCAAUUGAACAAAGAGUUAGCGGGAAUGAAGAGCCUGUGCAACAAUAUAUUGAUUCUGCUGUCGGAUUUUGCGAGAUCUCAACUGGAGGCCAGUUUUCCGGUGGCCAAACCUUUGCGUUUGCUACCGGUGAAGCGGUUAUCCGAUGACGGAGAGAUAGGCGUGGAGGAGGACACGAAUCCAAGGCUGUUCGGCGUGUCAAUCGGAACGAAGCGUGUUAGGGAAGGGGAAAGGGUGAUGGAUGAUGAACCGCAUUUGCAGUUGCGACAACCCGGCCGAGCCGAGAUCAAAUCAGAGCCCUUGGAGUCCCAGAACGUCGGCGGUGAUAAUCAAGAACCGCCGUCCCACCAUAGAUCCGGCGGUUGCACCGAGCAAAUCAGAGGGUGUGCAACUGUGCUGCUGUCCCUUUCAGAGGGAAGUCGCGUGCCAAAUGGAUCACUUGCUUUGUAAUUCCUCAAAGACUGGAAUUUUAUUUUUAUUUUUAUUUUUAUUUUUAUCUUCUUAGCCUUUGGUAAAAAACAGG